UUCUAUGUUUUUUUCUCCUUAUCAAUAAUUUUACUUAAAAAAAAAAAAAAAAAAAAAAAUUAUUUGUCAAAGCCCAAUUAAUAUCUGAGGAAAAAAAAAAAGAAGUUAUGGAUUAUUCUUCUCGCUGGGCUUUGCCAAUUAUCUUAGUUUGUUUUUUAGUAGUUUUAUUAUCUAAUAAUGUUGUGUUUGCUUCCCACAAAGUUUUUGUUCAUUUACAAUCUCAAAGUGCUGUAAAUGUUAAAACUGUUCAUAGAACUGGUUAUCAUUUUCAACCUGAAAAACAUUGGAUAAAUGAUCCUAAUGCACCAAUGUAUUUCAAUGGAAUCUAUCAUCUAUUCUACCAGUACAACCCAAAUGGGUCAGUAUGGGGCAACAUUGUUUGGGCUCAUUCAGUUUCAAAAGACUUAAUUAACUGGAUCAACUUAGAGCCCGCGAUUUACCCUUCCAAACCAUUUGACAAGUUCGGUACAUGGUCCGGGUCAGCUACUAUUCUACCCGGUAACAAGCCCGUUAUCUUGUACACCGGUAUAGUAGAUGCCAACAAUACCCAAGUCCAGAACUAUGCCGUUCCAGCCAACAUAUCUGACCCAUAUCUUCGUGAAUGGAUCAAGCCCGACAACAACCCUUUGAUAGUUGCCGAUAUUGGAGUCAACAAGACCCAGUUUCGCGACCCGACAACAGCUUGGAUGGGCCAAGAUGGGCGUUGGAGAAUAGUGAUCGGAGCUCAGAGGAAGAGAAGAGGGUUAGCCAUAAUGUAUAGAAGCAAAGACUUCACGAAAUGGAUCAAAGCCAAACAUCCACUCCACUCGACUAACGGUACUGGAAACUGGGAAUGUCCAGAUUUUUUCCCAGUUGCAUUAAAGGGCACUAAUGGGCUAGAACAAUAUGGUGAAGAACAUAAGUAUGUGCUUAAGAAUAGUAUGGAUGUCACUCGAUUCGAGUACUAUACUAUUGGUAAGUACGAUACCAAAAAGGAUAGGUACAUUCCAGAUGCUGGUUCGAUCGAUAGUUGGAAGGGAUUGAGAUUGGACUACGGUAACUACUAUGCAUCAAAGUCGUUCUAUGACCCAAGCAAGAACAGAAGGGUUAUCUGGGGUUGGUCUAACGAAUCGGAUAUAUACCCUGAAGAUGAUAACGCGAAAGGAUGGGCUGGAAUUCAGUUGAUCCCACGUAAAUUAUGGCUCGACCCUAGUGGUAAACAGCUGAUUCAGUGGCCUGUUGAAGAGUUAGACGCCCUUAGAACCCAAAAGGUUCAACUGAGCAAGAAGAAGCUGAACAACGGAGAGAAGGUUGAAGUUAAAGGAAUCACACCCGCGCAGGCUGACGUUGAAGUGACAUUCUCUUUCUCAAGUCUGGAAAAGGCUGAGCCAUUCGAUCCUAGUUGGGCUGAUCUCUACGCGCAAGAUGUGUGUGCUCUCAAGGGUUCAUAUGUUCAAGGAGGGCUUGGACCCUUUGGUCUUGCAACAUUGGCUACCGAAAACUUGGAAGAAAACACACCAGUUUUCUUCCGAGUUUUCAAAGCACAACAAAAUUACAAAGUUCUCCUGUGCUCUGAUGCUAGGAAGUCAACUUUGAAGAAAAAUGAAACAAUGUACACAAACAAAUCUUCAUUUGCUGGAUAUGUGGACGUUGAUUUAAAAGACAACAAGUUGUCUCUCAGGAGUUUGAUUGAUAAUUCAGUAGUAGAAAGCUUUGGUGCUGGUGGGAAGGUAUGCAUAACAUCAAGAGCUUAUCCAACAUUAGCAAUUAAUGAAAAGGCACAUUUAUAUGCCUUCAAUAAUGGAACUGAGCCAAUUACAAUUGAGACUUUGGAUGCAUGGAGUAUGGGCAAAGCUAAGAUACAAUACUAAGAAAAAAAAUAGAAAUUGGGAGAAAGGAACUUUGGUCAAGAGGAAAAUAUGUGAUUUUGGUGGACAUAAAAAGAGUAGGUCAUUUUUAUGUUUCAACUCAAUUUCUUGUCUACAAAAUUAGAUAUACCUCAAGGCCAGAAAAACAACAUUGUAUAUAUAUUUAUCCUAUAUGUACAAUUUAUGGUAAUAAUGUUAUGUUCUUGCUUUCAAAAUAA
Molecule: messenger RNA, 2065 nt
Organism: Capsicum annuum
Lineage: Eukaryota; Viridiplantae; Streptophyta; Magnoliopsida; Solanales; Solanaceae
Product: beta-fructofuranosidase, insoluble isoenzyme 1
Exons: 6
Coding region: 108-1850 (580 amino acids)
Biological process (GO): carbohydrate metabolic process
Molecular function (GO): hydrolase activity, hydrolyzing O-glycosyl compounds
Source: RefSeq, a predicted model, not a curated record